CUAGCUAGGUGAGAUUUUGGUUUUUGGUCUCGCUCUGGUUCGGUUGUGAUUUUCUGGGAAAAAUUUUUCUCGAGAAAAUCUUUUAGAAAAUGGAUACUUCUUUGAGGUAUGCAAGCAAUUCCAAGUCUUUGAAGAUCCACGCGAAGGAGAAGCUUCCACUGAACUCGAAAACCCGCUUGCAGUUUCAUGGAGAGCUGGAUACAGGAACCGGUGCCCCAAGCUACAUUUGUGCGAUGAUACGAUACUUUUUCAUGGAGGCUUCAACAAGCCUUGGAUUGGGAUUGCAUUACGAUAAACGAGAGAAGCUUCGGUGUCUUGUACGCGGGAAAAAGGAGUUUCCUGUUAUAGCUGAUGGGAUUGUAACCUUCAAUGUCAAAGGCCGAUCUGAUUUUGACCAGGACUUCAAUCAGAGGAACCUGAAAGGAGCUGCAGAAUUCGCAUGGAACAUAGCAAAUUUUCAGGAAGAUCAAGGUAUUCGGCUCAAAGUUGGCUAUGAGAUCUUCGAGAAGGUCCCAUAUAUGCAGAUUAGAGAAAACAAUUGGACUGUAAACGCAGACAUGAAGGGAAGAUGGAACGUGAGGUACGACCUGUGAGCGGAAACGAAAUGAGAAACAGAGGACGCAUUUUUAUUUUUCAACAUCUGUGAAACACGGUCCAUAUAUCUUUUACUAUCCAAUUGGUCAAAUUUCAGACAUCUUAUAUAUCAUAUCUUCACUCUUGCCAAUUGCCAUUGAACUCAGCA
Tarenaya hassleriana is the source of this 742-nucleotide messenger RNA. RefSeq names its product outer envelope pore protein 21B, chloroplastic. Gene Ontology annotation, molecular function: voltage-gated monoatomic anion channel activity. The transcript has 5 exons. The record is from RefSeq and is a predicted model, not a curated record. Gene Ontology annotation, biological process: regulation of monoatomic anion transport. Bases 90 to 593 code for a protein of 167 amino acids. NCBI's taxonomy places the organism in Eukaryota, Viridiplantae, Streptophyta, Magnoliopsida, Brassicales, Cleomaceae.